This is a messenger RNA of Darwinula stevensoni, 2589 nucleotides long. The record is from the annotation of a GenBank genome assembly. Lineage: Eukaryota; Metazoa; Arthropoda; Ostracoda; Podocopida; Darwinulidae.
AUGGACUUGCUCCUGCGAAACCGAGCUGAAUCGGUUCGGGGAUUGAGCCUAAUUAGAUUGAUCAUAACAUCAUAUCGUUCCAUCGCCUUGGAAUGCAUUGCAGGUGAUUGGAAUUCCAAGAUGGGAAUGAAGGAGGUGAUGGUGACGGUGGUCAUCUACCUGUUGGGGGCGUUUUAUGCGACUCUUAGCCUCAUCGCCGCUCUUUGGGAUUGGGCCAAGUAUUCCUUCAGCUUCUGGGGCUAUCGUUCCCGACCAGUUCCUCCGCUGUGUCUUUCCAAUCCAGAACUCGGCACGCAUGGAUAUGCCAGACUUAAGGACUUGUCGCUGCACUACGUGGCGAAGGGAGAUCAGAAUAAUCCAUUAAUGCUUUGUCUUCAUGGAUUCCCCGAGUUUUGGUACUCGUGGAGACACCAGCUUCUCGAGUUCUCCAAUCAGUACUGGGUGGUUGCAGUAGACUUGAGAGGAUAUGGGGAAUCUGAUAAGCCGGAAGACAAGCACGCCUACCAUAUGAAUAAUCUCGUGGACGACAUCUGUCAGCUCAUACCUGCACUCGGGAAGGAGAAAUGCGGAGUGCUGAUGGCCCACGAUUGGGGCGGCGCCUUGGGAUGGAGGUUCGUGUCUGAACACCCGGAACUGGUGGAGAAAUUCAUCGCCUUCAACUGCCCCCAUCCGUCCGCCUUCCUUUCCACCAUUCGAUCUUCGUUGAAGCAGUUUCGCAUGUCCUGGUAUAUGUUCCUGUUCCAAUUGCCGUGGUUUCCGGAAGCCCUGUUCCGAAUCUGUGACAUGGCGGUACUGGAUGAAUCUUUCCGGGGGAGAGAUAAGAAAAAAUCCCGGAUCACGGAUGAGGAUAUCGAGGCCUACAAGUUCAACUUCUCCAAACCAGGUUCCCUGACACCCCCUAUCAACUACUACCGUUGCAUCGAUUUCGCGGGAGGCGGGAAGGAGAAGUGGAUGAAGAAAAAGAUAAAAACACCAAGCAUGCUCGUUUUUGGCACGGGAGACGUCGCGAUUUCCACGGAGACGGCGGAUGCCACGUCCCGGUACGUGGAAGGAUUGAAGAUGGUGAAACUUCCUGGGGUGAGUCAUUGGGUUCAGCAGGAAGCGCCCGACCAGAUGGGAAUGAAGGAGGUGAUGGUGACGGCGGUCAUCUACCUGCUGGGGGCGUUUUAUGCGACUCUUAGCCUCAUCUCCGCUCUUUGGGAUUGGGCCAAGUAUUCCUUCAGCUUCUGGGGCUAUCGUUCCCGACCAGUUCCUCCGCUGUGUCUUUCCAAUCCAGAACUCGGCACGCAUGGAUAUGCCAGACUUAAGGACUUGUCGCUGCACUACGUGGCGAAGGGAGAUCAGAAUAAUCCAUUAAUGCUUUGUCUUCAUGGAUUCCCCGAGUUUUGGUACUCGUGGAGACACCAGCUUCUCGAGUUCUCCAAUCAGGUGGUUGCAGUAGACUUGAGGGGAUAUGGGGAAUCUGAUAAGCCGGAAGACAAGCACGCUUACCAUAUGAAUAAUCUCGUCGACGACAUCCGUCAGCUCAUACCUGCACUAGGUGCUUACAGCAACAAACUCAUGGGAAUGAAGGAGGUGAUGGUGACGGCGGUCAUCUACCUGCUGGGGGCGUUUUAUGCGACUCUUAGCCUCAUCUCCGCUCUUUGGGAUUGGGCCAAGUAUUCCUUCAGCUUCUGGGGCUAUCGUUCCCGACCAGUUCCUCCGCUGUGUCUUUCCAAUCCAGAACUCGGCACGCAUGGAUAUGCCAGACUUAAGGACUUGUCGCUGCACUACGUGGCGAAGGGAGAUCAGAAUAAUCCAUUAAUGCUUUGUCUUCAUGGAUUCCCCGAGUUUUGGUACUCGUGGAGACACCAGCUUCUCGAGUUCUCCAAUCAGUACUGGGUGGUUGCAGUAGACUUGAGGGGAUAUGGGGAAUCUGAUAAGCCGGAAGACAAGCACGCUUACCAUAUGAAUAAUCUCGUCGACGACAUCCGUCAGCUCAUACCUGCACUAGGGAAGGAGAAAUGCGGAGUGCUGAUGGCCCACGAUUGGGGCGGCGCCUUGGGAUGGAGGUUCGUGUCUGAACACCCGGAACUGGUGGAGAAAUUCAUCGCCUUCAACUGCAUUCAUCCGUCUGCCUUCCACUCCACCAUUCGAUCUUCUUUCAAGCAGUUUCGUAUGUCCUGGUAUAAGUUCCUGUUCCAAUUGCCGUGGCUUCCGGAAGCUCUCUUCCGAAUCAAUGACAUGGCUAUACUGGAUGAAGCCUUUCGGGGGCGAGAUAAGAAAAAAUCCCGGAUCACAGAUGAGGAUAUCGAGGCCUACAAGUACAACUUCUCCAAACCAGGUUCCAUGACACCCCCUAUCAAUUUCUACCGUUGCAUCGAUUUCGCGGGAGGCGGGAAGGAGAAGUGGAUGAAGAAGAAGAUAAAAACACCAAGCAUGCUCGUUUUUGGCACGGGAGACGUCGCGCUUUCCACGGAGACGGCGGAUGCCACGUCCCGUUAUGUGGAAGGAUUGAAGAUGGUGAAACUUCCUGGGGUGAGUCAUUGGGUUCAGCAGGAAGCGCCCGACCAGGUCAACAAACUCAUCUGGGACUUCCUGAACAACUAA